Molecule: messenger RNA, 2431 nt
Organism: Xyrauchen texanus (razorback sucker)
Lineage: Eukaryota; Metazoa; Chordata; Actinopteri; Cypriniformes; Catostomidae
Product: kelch domain-containing protein 1-like
Exons: 13
Coding region: 84-1298 (404 amino acids)
Molecular function (GO): protein binding
Source: RefSeq, a predicted model, not a curated record
CCCCUGCAGUCAAUGUAAACACAGAAGUUGAUGUCUCCGCGCGCUCUGGUGCUGCUGGAGCACAGUCGUUGAACACAUAAGCAAUGGAAAGUACAGAAGAACCGGCGGCUGUCACAUCGCAGCUCUUGCCGGUUCCACCGCGAAGCGACCACGUCUCCUUCCUGGAGGGACACACGCUGUACAUCUGGGGUGGAUGUCAGUGUGUGGAUGGAAAAGAAACACUUCUGCCCAGUAAUGAGAUCUGGCUUUAUGACAUGGAGAGUGGAGUUUGGUCUCUGAGGCGUAUGGGUGGAGACAUUCCUCCUGUCCUGUCUGAGACUUGUGGUGCAUUUCUCCAGGGUGUGCUUUACAUUUUUGGGGGAUGUAACAGCAAUAGCCACACCAACCUGGUGUAUUGUGUUGACAUAUCAGAUGGGGAAUACAGCUGGAGAAAAGUAACAGACACAGUAGGAGCGACGCCCUCUCCCAGGGUCAGACAUUCCUGCUGGGUCUAUAAAAACAGGCUCAUCUACUUUGGCGGUUACGGGUGUAAAACUGUCAGAGAGGUCAACAACGCCAAGAGCUUUAUGGUAGAUGAGACAUCCUGGGCAACAAUCGGGUCAGAAUCUUUCCAGUUUUGGGGUUGGAAUAAUGAAGUCUAUAUGUUUGAACCUGAGUCAGCCACAUGGACUGAACCACAAACACAGGGCCAGACUCCAGAGCCACGGGCGUCCCAUGCCAGUACUACUUUAGGCCAUAAGGGCUAUAUAUGUGGAGGUCUGGAAACGAAGACGAUAGACAUUCAUUGCUUAGAUCUGGUGACGUGGACAUGGACCCAAGUUGACCAUCAAGCUGAUUCUCUCCCACGGGGCCGCACUCUUCACACGCUCACGGCCGUCUCAGACCACAAACUCUUCCUGUUUGGAGGCCUCAGUACUUCUGGGGAGGUUCUUAGUGAUGGAUGGGAAUUUGACACUUUAAAAAGAGAAUGGAGAGAGAGAGACCAUGCACACAAAGACAGACUCAGGUUAUGGCAUUCUGCUGACAAGGGGAGGGAUGGUGAUGUAGUUGUUUUUGGAGGUAGCCAGACCUUCAUCUGCUUAAUGGAUUCGGUGGUGGCCCUCAGAUCUCCCUCUCAAAGUCACUGUGGAGAUGUGUUGGUGUUUCAGACCCAACCAUACUCCCUGUCAAGAUUGUGUGAGGACUGCCUAGGAAAACACACAUUUUCUAUCCAAGAGCAAGUAUCUUGGUUACCAGCCAAACUUCAGAAGACAAUUGGCAAGAGGAUAUCCUACUUCAGGGCAAGUGCUCAAAAUUAGAUGCAGUAUCAUAAGAUCAUAAAGGACAUUUCUUUUUUUAAUUGAUGGUUUUAAGAAUAUUUCUAUCCAAGCAUUCCACAUACGAGAAACACAUAAAUGCACACUUUGUAUUUAAAAAAUAAAGACUAUUAUUAUUAAUAAUGGAUUAUUUACAUCCUAAUAAACCUUUAAAGCUUUUGAAAAUCUAUUAAGGAAGAACUGCACUCUUUUUUGAAAGUAUGUACAGAAUUUGUGUAAAGGAUGUCAUGAAAAAGGGACAGUUCACCCAAAAAUUUUAAUUCUCACAUCAUUUACUCACCCUCAUGCCAUCCCAAAUGUGCAUGACUUAGAAAAGAGAUAUAGGAUUUUUAGAAAAAUAUUUCAGCUCUGUUGGUCCUCAAAAUGCAAGUGAAUGGGUACCAAAUAUGUUAAGCUCCACAAGGACAUAAAGUCAGCAUACAAUUAAUCCAUAAGACUCCUGUGGUUAAAUCCAUGUUUUCAGAAGUGAUAUAGGUGUGGGUGAGAAACAGAUAAAUAUUUAAGUCCUUUUUUACUAUCAGUCUCCACUUUCACAUUCUUCUUGUGUUUUUUGCAAUUCACAUUCUUUGUGCAUAUCGUCACCUACUGGGCUGGGAAGACUAUUUAUAGUAAAAAAGGUCUUUUAAAUAUUUAUCUGUUUCUUAUAUACACACAUCUCUUCUGAAUAAAUGGAUUAAACCACUGGAGUCUUAUGAAUUACUUUUAUGCUGCCAUUAUGUGCAUUUUGGACCUUCAAAGUUCUGGCUACUAUUCACUUGCAUUGUAUGAACCUACAGAGCUGAUCUUUGUUUGUGUUCAGCAGAAGAUAGAAAGUCGUACACAUCUGCAAUGGUGAGUAAAUGAUGAGAGAAUUUUCAUUUUUGGGUAAACUAUCCCUUUAAUACUGUUUUCAGUGCUCAGUGUGUGUGUGUGUGUAUAUAUAUAUAUAUAUAUAUAUAUGUGUAAUAUGGUCUUACCCAUUUAAAAGUGAAAUCGCUUGCAAGUGCAUUUGCAAAAGGCUCUACCACUCUUUUUUCAUUUGUAUAUAUAUUUUUGGGUGAGUAUAUAUGUUUUACAGACAAUAAAAGCAGACAUAAAAUAAAAACAGACAACCUUAGGAGGAGCUUCUGAGAAUU